AUAAAGUAGUUACAAUGGAAGACUUUCAAAGCCAAAAUAAAUCUAUUAAUGACCAACUUCGCAUACUGUCUGACCAACUUGAAGAGUUACGAAAACCACUUAAAGGUUCUUCGGAUACAACAGAGACGUCACAGCAGUCAACAGAAUGGAUCGAAUGCUUGGGAAAUACAGCAAAGACCGCCGCGCAAUUAAAUCAGGAAUUAAGGAAGUACGUCAGGAAUUAUACAACUUCAAAAGAGACAUAUCAGUACGUAACCGGACACAGGAGGAACAUGAAAAGCAGCUCACAUUUCUUUCAAAGAGAAAAGAUUUACAAUCGGACUUGAUAGAAAUGUACCUGAAAUAUAAAACCAAAGCAUCUGUCUUACCCACCAUGCCCGAAGAAGAGACCGAUGUCACAAAUAUAUACGAAAAACCUGACAUGGUAGUAGCUGACAGCACUCAAUCUCAUUCCAUGAAAAUUAUAUCGGCUAUAAAUAAAGGUUUUCAAAAUAUGAAGUCAUAUAAAGAGAUGUUUCCCCAAUAUGACAGAAGAAAUAUUUAUAUAAGUGGAGAUGCAGGAAUGGGAAAAAGCACAUUUUGCAAACAUUUAAUCCAACAAUGGUGCGAGGUACAUAUGAAAAACAAGGAACCAUCGGUACACAUUUUUGAAAAUCGAGAAGUCCUGAAAGCCUUUGAAUAUUUGUUCUACGUGUCUUUAUGUCAUAUGACGCAUGAGUAUCAUGUUCAUCAGAUGGUCAAAACACAUUUGUUAACAAGCUCUUGGAAUAAAGAACUAUUUGAUACAAUAGUCGAGACAGAAUCAGAACGAUGUCUGAUUAUUUUAGAUGGACUUGAUGAAUGGAAUCCAAAGGGCGUUGAUGUAGACAAAUGCUUGCGAAGAAGCAAAAUUCCUCAAAGAGAUUUACUGAAGAAAUAUACGAUUCUUACAACAACGCGGCCUUGGAAAAUGGAAGAAGCAAGGCUUAAAACAACAGAAAUUGAUAUUCAUGCGAAAGUCCAUGGCUUGACCGACAGAUCAUCAAACCAGUUCAUAGGAAAUGUUGUACACUACCUCAAUGUGAAGUUUGGUCGGUUCAAAAAUGAUUCGGAUUUUCUAAAAUUGCUUACUUUCCAAGGAUUAUCCGAUAUGAAAUCAGUUCCCGUCGUACUCCUGCAACUUAUUUGUCUGUGGCAUGAUGACAAACCUCUUGGAAAUUCGCUCUGUGACACAUACAGCAAUAUGAUAGAUCUAUUUUUUGAAGUUGCAAAGUUUGAGCUAAAUGUACAGGAAACUUGCUCACAACAAUUACCACAAUGCUUCCACAACAACAGAAAUUGCCAGAGAAAUAAAGACUUAAUAUUCAAGUUGGCGAAAUUUUCAUACAAAACACUUUUCUCGGAGAGUCCCGAGUCUACUUUGGUGUUUGAUAGGUCAGUGGCACAUGACUGUGGCAUGACAUCAGAAGAUAUUGACAUGGGUUUGAAAAUCGGACUUCUGACGGAGAGUAAAAUUUCUGGAAUCUCCGCCUCAGAAAGACUCACGAGCCUAUCAUUUUUGCAUCAAACAUUCCAAGAAUUUUUAGCAGCUGUUUUAAUUUCUACUUCGUGCGCGUUGUUUUCAGACCGGGCACAGAAGGGCGUUAUCAACACCCAUUACGAUGACAGUUAUUCAGGUAUUGAAAAGCAGGUUUUCAAGACUUGCAAUUCUGUUACAGAUAUUCUAGAGAUGAAGAAUAUUUUCUUAUUUGUUUCUGGCAUGAAUCCUCCAGUGGCAAAACAACUAUCGAGGCGCAUUCAGAUGAUUGUUGAUGAAGACGCAGAUGUCAAACGAUACAGGGAAGAUUUCCGUAGAGGUGAACUAAAACAAUCUCCGCAUAAAAACGUGUUUUCUGAAUUGAAACAGAUUUGCAACCUCAUAACAUGCUGCAUCGAGGAAAUAUUGAAUGCAAGAGGCUACAUGCCCGUAGAAACCGGUUCUUGCAUGUACCUAUCUGACUUGAUGUGCGACAACGAAGACAGCUUGCAGCCUAGAGGGAGGGAACCACAGCUAAGUAGUCUUUUGUGUAUUGACAAAGAACAUGUUAAGUCAAUUUAUAUAAAAGGCAACUGCGAUGUACUAGAAACCCUAGUUGAUUUUGUCUCAACAUGCGCUUCACUGAACAAACUUGAGAUACAGGAUCUUGUCUACGACAGAGAUCUGGCAAAAAUGAAAUUUGCAAGCUGGUUAUUAAAACUAGGACACGACGUGAUGAAACUCUCGAAGAAUUCUCUAGUAUAUUCAGCAUGGGAACUUGGUAUGAAUGGCAACUCCCUACAAAUGCUGUUUGAGGAAGAAGAAAGCAAGUCAAGUACAAUGAAAGUAGUUCUAGAAAUUUUCCAUAUUCCGCAUCACCAUUCGGACUUGGAGAAUGUAUUAGAGGCAUUACCUCUUCUGACGGAAAUCAAACUUGUUGAUACUUACUGCAUUGAUCACAAGCUUGGAACCUGUCCAUUGCACAUACAGAUGUCGGACCACCUAACACUACAAACGCUGGUUUUGGAACAUUUAUUGUUGAAGGGGAUUGAUAUUCCAACAUCGCUUUUGGAUCUACAGUACAUAAGUUUGAACAAUUUUGAGUUUAGCCAUGAUGACCUGGAAAAGAUAGUUUCACGUUUAGAAAACGCUGAACAAUUGAAAGAAAUACAUCUACAACGCAUAGCUUGUGCUGACCAUGGUGUUGGGAAGUGUACAUUUCUACUUCAUUUGACGAGACACGAGGGUCUACAACAUGUUGACUUGCAAUACGUUCCCUUUCAGGUUAUUGUGAAUCAGCCAUCAUUGAAAUAUUGUUGUAGCAGAGAAUCAAAUGUUGAAGCCGAAUUCUUAGAAGGACUCGCUAAUUGCCAUUCUUUACAGAUGUUAACUCUUUCACAAUCAAGAAUGGCUCCUUUGAGUCCACACACAGCUAAAGCUAUGACUGAAGUCAUACUUGAUUUCAGUCAGCUUCAGGAACUCAAACUUUUGUCCAUAAACUUUGGCAACGAAUCACCAAGACUAAGCAAUGGAAUGAAGAAACUGACAUAUGUCAUGUUACGAAAGUGUACACUGACAGAAGAAUCAUUUCAACAAUUUCUAGCAAGUGCUCCAAAAGUGAAGCAUAAACUAAAAAUCAGCGUACUUUGUACACACAUAGAAGAAAAAGAACCACUGCAAGAUAGGGAAAGAAUCUACAAAGUUUACUCAAAACAGGCUGGUCUCGUCUGCAAAAGUGGUGCCGUUUUCGAUUCAUACAUCAGUUUUAGGUUUGAAAAUUGAAAAGACUCAAUGCGGAAAUCACUUUGAAUUAAACUAACAAAAAAAGAGGGAAAGAAUCAUUAUAAUUCUUUUCACAUAUAUUUCUAAGCAUGCAGAUAAGAGAUUAAUGAACGUUGAAUAGAUUUAAACCGUCGUCAGAUGUAUAUAAUAACGCUGUGUAGCUUAUAACAAAAUAGAUACUUAUUGACUCACGUAUUGUGCACAUUAUACAUUCUUAAGUGUUGUAUUUGCUAAAUUGUUGCGUGCUUGGUAUAGGCGUGUUUCAUGAGUAUGCAAGAGGUUGAAAGAUGUGCAUAUUAACUACAUAUACUUGUCUGAAUGAUUGUUGCUGCUCUCUUUCAAUAUGGCUUUUUCUGUUGAACGUUUAUCUUAAAAAAGUUUGCUGUUUCUUCUAAGGCAGCUGAUAUAGGACAAAAAAUAUUUCAUGUGCCACUGCCUGACACUUAUUCAAUGCUGAAGGACAAUAACGCAUUAAACCUAUUUGUUGAAAUUGAAAAUUUAUUAUUUUAUUGAGAAAAUAAAAUUCAUUAUUUAGUUGGUUUAACAACAUUUGAUUGUAUCAGCAGAGCUUUAGAAUUUGUAACAUUUCAAUGAAAUUUUAAUUUCUUAUAUUUGCUGCAUCUAUUUAUCAAAUUUGAAUGCAAUUAUUACGACAAUUUGCAAAUUAAACUGAUUUUAAUAUAUCCAGUGAAAACUGAACCACCAUAGCAGAUAAUGUUUGGGCAUUUUAAUACUGCUUCAAUGGUACUUAUGUCACAACUUAGCUUGUAAGAGUGAUUUGAUAAUGUCAUACAAUGCACAAAUAAUAAUCUAAAUUCAGAAUGUAGAAUCCUUUUUUUUCUAACUUAAGUGUUUUUUUUUUUUUCAUAAUCUGUGAACUUGAAGAGCAUUAGUUUCUAAGUCAAACAAGAGAAGAAAAAAGACAGUCAAUGAACUCGUUUUAAUUUUCUAGGGCAUUUUCUUCAUCCACUGUAAGCAUUUCUGAAAAUUGAAAAAAAAUGGUGGUACUUUAUAAAAUAUAUAAUAUCUCACUUAAUGCUAUAUGGAUUUCAAGUCUUACAGGUUACUAUGAAUACAAGGUGAUAUCAGUAUUACAUAAGCAUAAAUGACACUAACAAAUCUCUGUCAUUUUUACAUGUUGACAUAAUUACCCCACCCACUUUAUUUUCAAUGGGAAAAACGUAUUUAAAUCUACAAAAAAAUCUGACGUUAAGAUUUUAAAAAUAUUUUGCAGCUUUAAUGAUACACAAAUAUUUUUCAAAAUGGAAAGAAGUAAAGUUUGGGUCACCGUGCAUCUAAGAUAUUUAUUUAGAAAAAAAUCUUUGAAAAAAAACAAUGAUUUUGAUAUUUUAGUUCUUUUUGUUUUAAUUUAUAUUUCCUUGGUAAUAUAAAGUGCUAUGUUGAAACUUUUUAUUUCAAUUGUAGCUGAUUAUUAUAUAUAUCAGUCAGAAAAAUAUCAGAACCAAACCUGAUCUACUUUAAUAGAUAUUUAAAGUUACUGACCCUUACCCGAUUGUAAAUCUUCCAUCAAUUUUAGGCCAAUGCCAGUCAAAUAUAAAGGUGAACUUGUUUUUAGCAGAAGUAGAAAAUUGUUGGUUAAAUGGUCCAUAAUAAGACAUAUUUUAAUAAUUUGGCAUUAUUUUUGGUAAAAUAUUUGUAAGAAAGAAAUAUUCGAAGAAACAUUUUUUCAAGAUAGCGGAAUUAUCCUGAAAAAAAGCACGCUGGUACAUCCUUAAAUUCGUUUAAAUUGUAUUUAUAAUUCAUAAGCUCUGCACACGCUUUUCGAAACAUAUUUAUCUGCAAAAAGUAGAUUUCUCGCAUAUGUUUCGGUCAAUUAUUUAGUAUCUUAGAAUUCAACAAAAGUUUAAUUGCUUUCGGUUGAAAAAUCAUGUAUCUAAUAGUGUUAUAUGUUUAAGCGCAUACUUCUUGACUUUUAUGAAUGACAUGCUGUCAUAUGUAUUAUUUUAGAUAUAGAAUAUAUUUCGAAAACGGA
Messenger RNA from Mercenaria mercenaria, 5270 nucleotides. RefSeq lists its product as uncharacterized. Bases 146 to 3277 code for a protein of 1043 amino acids. The transcript is spliced from 3 exons. The record is from RefSeq and is a predicted model, not a curated record. NCBI's taxonomy places the organism in Eukaryota, Metazoa, Mollusca, Bivalvia, Venerida, Veneridae.